CAAUUGACUGAUUAUCAUUUGUUGACUUGUCAACAAAUUAGCAGAUAUCGUUUGCCAUGAUGACACCUAGAAUCCUGGCCGCUAUCGCGGCAUUCAGCUUAGUCAACAAGAGCUACGCAUGGUAUAACGAACUACCACCCUGCCUAGAUGAGUUCCAACCAUUCGUUCCAGCUGGAUGCUUCGACAACGGUCAAACAGGUGAAAAGGAAGCACUGUCCAUGAAAACCGACCUACCCGUCACGGGGAUGACGACCGAGAUAUGCGUGGCUGAAUGUAAAGGUAAUGGUUUUCGCUAUGCAGGACUAGCUUGGUAUGGAUCUUGCUACUGCGGCCAGACUGUCGAUCGAGCUCUGGUCGACAAUGAUCAAUGUUCCUUGCCUUGCGACGGCAACAGCAAUGAGACAUGUGGAGGAAAUACGCAGAUCAACAUCUACCAGGAUCCUACAUUCCUUCCCGUCAAUGAAACGACAGUAGAGGAAUAUGUCGCUCUUGGAUGCUACACCGAUAGUUCCACGCUUGGCAAGGCUCUCUUCUAUAAACAAGAGCUGGCCCCUGGAGAUGUGACUACUGAAACAUGCCUCGCAUCAUGUCUUGCAGGUGGCUUCCCAUUUGCUGGCACCGAGUAUGGUCAAGAAUGUUAUUGUGGUGUCGUUUUGGGAAACCAGACUGCUCAAGCGGACAUUGCCGAAUGUGCAAUGUCCUGCAACGGCAAUCCCAGCCAAAUCUGUGGCGGCCCGGAUCGUUUGACACUCUACGUUGCGAAAGACCUGUUGUCUUUGGAGCCCUGUGGUUACGAGCCUCCUCCUAUAAGCUCCUCGACGGCCUCUACAAGCUCCAGCACAACACUCUCCUCGUUAAUAACUUCCAGCACUACAUUCUCCUCGAUAACGACGUCCAGCGACAGGCCUUUGACGUCGAUUUCCACCCUGAGCACUGGGUCCUACAAAACAACGACAUAUCCAGUUACCACCACUACAAAAACCUCCACCAGUUCGACCGUAACGGUACCGUUGUGCACUGCUACCACAACUAGUCCCCCGACUUGCGAAUACAAAUGUGGUAAAUGGUGCUCGACUCCGCUACCUGAUUGGAAUGACAGUACUAGCUGCCUGAUUGGCUGGUCUUCAUGUGCUCUCCAAGUGACCAGCUGCUUCAGUCACGCAGGAUGGCCCGAUGUUAUGGACUGUUUUAAUUUCCUGGAGUGGUGUGGUGACAUACAGAACUACUGCACCGGUAGCUGUAGUAAAGGGAAGUCUUGCGGUGGCAAAUCCGAGUGCUUCAAGGAAAUCCCCCCGGCCAAUAGCAAGCCUGGCACCACCUCAACUUCAGUAUAUCCCUGCACGACGACCAAGACUACAUCCACCAAAAGCUCGAGCACCACUUCCAGCAAACCGACAUCCAGCUACCCCGUGCCGACUCCAACAGGUGUCUGCAAGCAACCCGUAAAUUCCAAGUACGGGUACGACACAGAUCACCCGGUUGGCGACAUCAAACUGCCAGUCGUGACCUGUAACAACCUCGAGUCCGACUACAGGUCCGGCAACGUUUUCAAGCUCUACACCGAGUCCGACAGCAAGACCUGUCCAUCGUAUCCGAGGUCGAAAUGCCCCACGGCGUGCGCAGAGGCGUGCAAGGCGCAAUACAACGACUGCCUUGGCGUCUACGCCGAGGGCUGCAAGACCAACGGCAAGUCCGGCGACAAGAGCUACGGCACCGGAUACUAUAGCGCUCGCAAGAACCGCCAUCGAGACUAUGCCGCUCCCGAAAGGCCCAAACGACGCACGCUUGACAGGUUUUCAGAGAGCUACGAGAGUGCGGCGUUGCGGUGCAAGCAGCAGUACAUAGAUUGCUUGGACGCGAACAAGGCGGUGGCAGGCACUGGAAAAUGCACCCAGUAUGGUGAGGGGUGGUGAGAGCAUGAUUGAGAAGUCGAAGUUGAGACUGGGAGAUAAAAUUGCAUUCGAUUAAUGGCCACUUUCAAGAACCGGG
Truncatella angustata is the source of this 1989-nucleotide messenger RNA. RefSeq names its product WSC domain-containing protein. Bases 57 to 1913 code for a protein of 618 amino acids. The transcript has 2 exons. Lineage: Eukaryota; Fungi; Ascomycota; Sordariomycetes; Amphisphaeriales; Sporocadaceae. The record is from RefSeq and is a predicted model, not a curated record.